AGUGUGGAAGUUGGCUGCACACUGUGUCCGGAGCUUUCGGCCCUGCCCUGCCCUCCCUUUUCCUGACUGAUGCCGAUGUGCAGCAUCCGAGACCGGGCGCAGGGUUCCGGCCAGUUGCCCGGCUUCGCCCAGUGCCGGCCCUCUCCCCAUGCCCGCUCCUCCCGCCGCUGGAGCCUGGUUUCUGAGUCUCCAGAGGGAACUGACGGAGCGCCGGUUGUCCUCUCUCCUCCUCCUCCUCCUCCUCUCCUCCCCCUCAUCUCCCCGCCUCUCUGACCGCUCAUCAGCACCCAGAGCUCGUCGGCGGCCGAGCAGGGGAUGUCUACAGAGGCUGCGAACAACGACAAGCGAGACAGCGCAUGGCCUGAGCUGGAGAAAGCUGAAAAGCUGGCCCGAGGAGCUGCCUUAAAAUGGGCCUCGGGGAUCUUCUACCGCCCAGACCAGUUAGAGAGACUGGGCCAGUAUCGCAAGAGGGAAACGCAAAGAACGUCCUCCGUUCAAUCCAGGCUGAAGUCAGCUGUUCAGUCCUACCUGGAAGGGGUGGGGACAGGCCUCGGGCAGCUGAGAGCCUCCCUGGACGACAUCCGAGCCGUGGGCCGCACAAUGGUGGAGGUCCAAGAGGAGUGCCAGAACAAGGUCAACGGCUUUGAAAGCUUGGGGCAGCUGAGCAGCCUGGUGUCCGAUCAUGUCCAGCUGUCCACUGCAGUGCACCACCUGCAUCAGGUCUUCUCAGUCCCUGAGGUUGUGGCAGAGACACGACAGCUGAUAGAGGAAAGGAGGCUACUGGAAGCACACACCAAGCUGAUGGAGAUGGAGUGCUGGCGUGACGACAUUCUCUACCAGCUGCACCGUGCCGGGAAGCAGAGCACAGAAGGAGAACAGGUCGUCCUGUCGUACUUCAGUGGUGUCGGGCAGCUCAACGAAGACCUAGUCAAGGAGCUGUGGGACGUGGUGAGCUGUGGACUGACCCUGGUAAAGCAGGACCCCGCACUAUUCGUCUCGGCGAUCCGCGUGAUCGAGCGGGAGGAGAAGAUCGAUCAAGUGACCUUGGACAGUCAAAGCCAACACAAGUUUCUCCCACCUGGACGGCCCAAGAAGCUGAGGCAUAUGUUUUUUAAGGUUAUCGAGCAAUCAACUGCGGCACAGUUCAGAGCAAGGCACACGGACACAAAGGGUCCAGGACUGGCCAACCAUUUAGCAGCCUUGCAGAACAAUGUGCUCAAUGAUUUGAAAGUCGUCAAACACUUAAUGGUGCAAUGUUGCCCUCCGCACUACGAUAUCCUCCAGACCUACGCGGUGCUUCACCACACCUGCCUCUCGGGACAUCUGCAGGAUAUCAUAUCCUGGGACCUGGAGAAGGGUGAGAUCUACACUGUGCUGAACUGGAUACGUCACGUCUACCACAGCAGUCCUGAAAUGAUGGAUCAUCCGGAUCUCUUUCCUGACGUUGAUGUUGCUUCGCUGGGCCCUCUCGUUUCUCAGGAUGCACUGGAGCAGCUACAGAAUAAAUACGUGAAUGCCGUCAGGGUGGCUUUGUCAGACUGGAUGCAGAAGGCGCUGGAAGCUGAGGUGAGCGACUGGUACAGCGAAGGGGAGCCAGAGUCUGACCACGAGGGCUACUACCACUCCAGCCUGCCGGCCAUUGUGACCCAGAUGCUGGAGGAAAAUGUCCAGGUGGCCAUAAUGAUUGGCGACCGUCUCAGGGACCAAGUGGUGGUGAUGGCUCUGCAGGAACUGGAGACCUUCCUCUACAGGUUGCGAGAGGCUGUAAUCUGUUUUGGGAAGGAGCGGAGCAAGGAUCCGCAGCCUAAGUAUUACUUGCUGUACCUCCUGACCACCGUCAACAACUGUAUCGCAUUCAGAAAGUCAGUCCAGUGGCUGCAGCAGCAGAGUGACGGGGGCUCCCGGAGCGACGGCUGCACGAAAGCCUCUCACUCCAUUGACACGGCCGUGGAUCGAGCUAUGAAGAAAGGCUGCAGGCUGUUGAUCGAUAAGAUGCUUCUGGAACUGCAGCCUCAUUUCCUCCAGUUGCUGACUGGGUCCUGGCUCUCUGGCUGCGAGUUCAUUGAUUCCACCUGCACUGUUAUCGACACGUACUACAGCUACUUCAGCCACAUCCGGGAGCCCAUCUUUCAGUUCAUGCUGGUCGAGGGGCUGCGUCUGGUGGUCAUUGAGUACAUCCGCCGGCUGAUGCUGAAGAAGCUAAUCUGCAAAAACGGGGGCGAGCGAGAGAAGGUGUGGCACAGGUUGUCACGUGAUGCCACACAGCUGCGGGAGCUUUUCAGCAACCUGGGACUGGAAGAGGCCGAACAGCUGACCAACGCGAUUUCCUCCGUGUCGGAGCUCAUCAAGCUGAAGGACAGCUCCCUGCUCAGCCUGGAGGUUUCCGGCCUUGUGGCCAAUUACCCCGACAUCAGUGACGAGCAUGUUUCAGUGCUGUUGGACAUCAGGGGGGACGUGUCCAAGGAGGUCCGCGGCACUGUGUUGGAGAUGCUGGAGCAGAGCAGCCAGAUGCCUCCUGAAGACUACCAGCCCAUCUUCUCCGAUAUCCUGGUGCCAGCUCCCGUCCUCCCCUUCUGCCUCCACACCGUCAAGUGCGGCUAGGCGGCCGGCCGUUAAAUCUGUCCUUGGAAGUGACGUCCUCGACCGGCGGGCCGGAGAAUUGGCAGGCGUUGGCGGCUGAGGUGGCAGUGCCAGCCGAGGUCUUGCUCCAUCAUACAGCCGGAGCCGGUAGACGCGGAGCUCUGGUGGGACGGGGGACCAGGCUGGACAGGCAACCACUAGCAUGAAGCUGUGUUGCAGCGCAUCAGAUCUCCGCAGCACCUACAAGUCUCGCCUACUUACAAAGCAUGCCAGAAUUUGCUGGAAUGACCUCCCUCCUUGGCUCGGCGCUAAAGCCAAUGGUCGUGUGUCCCUCACAGCUGUGGUUCCUGGUGGAUCAUCCAUCAUCGCAUUCCAGUGGAGUCUGUAUGCAAACACUGGAUUAAGAUGGGCUUUGAAGCCUUCCUCGGCUGAAUAACCCACCUACAUUCCUGGACAAGGCACCCCCGAGGAGGCUGGUGUUGGAUGGAGCAAGACAAAUGGGAUUAGUUUGUAUCGGUAUGAUAGUCGGCAUGGGAACAGUGGGCCGAAGACCUGUUCCUGUGCUGUCAUGCGCCAUGACACCAAACGCUCCCACAGAUGUCUGCUGGGCAAAGGGUAGCUUGGCAGCAUCCCUGCCAACUACUCUGCCACCUGCCCACAAACCCAAGCAUGCCCUUAUUUCCAGGCCUCCGUGUGUCUUUGGGAGUGAGCCUCCAGGAAUGCUCUCUGUGGAAGGAGCUUCCCUCCCAAAGACAUGCGGAGGCUCGGAAAUAAGGGCAUGCUCAAAGGCACUGUCUCACGGGUAGUCAUGGGAAUGUCAGCAUUAGUGCAUGGGUUAGGGUGGCCACUGGGACAUUAGGUUGGGUUGAAUUCUCAUGGAACUGGGUGGAGAUCGGGUAUGGGGUUGGCAAGAUGGAGAGGAGUGGAAGGGAAGUGUUGCCAGCUUUGCCUUGAUUUCCCCCAACCAUCCAAAUUACCCACGGCUUACCUGCACCAUGUCCACCAACAUUUCACACCCAUCUCUGCCUCCUGCCUCCAUGCAUGCCCCACUGGUUGGUGCCCCCUCCCCCAUCCUCCCAGUGCAUUUGAUCUGACAGAUCAACCAGUCCCUGAAUAAAGUGUCACGGUUAACCGUGAUCCCAUUGAUAAAUAAAAGAAUAGGGUUGUAAAUUUCUGGAGGAGUCAUCAGUUGCAUCACAAGGCACAAUGUCAGCUCACUGACAUGGACGGUGGAGUCUGUGGUAGAAGAUAUCUAAAAUAAAUGUCACUGCAGCAAGGGAUCCAUCACUAUGAACGCUGCUUUUAACAUCACAAUACAUUUCUUGUGGAUUUAUCUUUGAUUGAUAGUUCAUAGGUUCAUAGGUGAUAUGAGCAGAUUUAGGCCAUUCGGCCCAUCACGUCUAAUCUAUGUCUCCAUCCUAACCCCAUUCUCCUGCCUUCUCCCCAUAACCCCUGACACCCGUACUAAACAGGAAGUGAUGAGACCGCUGGGCAGUUUGACCUCUUGAAGACAUUGUGAAACUGACACAGUCCGAUCCCAUUUGAUAAGUUGCAGGGAGAAGGGAGCGAGAUCUCCCUGUCAGGAACUCAUUGGCCAACUGCGGGCAGUAACCACUUGAGUUGGGACAUCGCUAGGUCAUGCUUACACAACUUGGACUGUGGUGACCUGGAUUUCUUUGCACCAAAGUUCCUAGAGCAAAACCAAAUGGCCAUCAGGUCAAACCCAGAACCUGCCAGAGUGUGAGUGGGAUGAAACUCUUUGAGCACUGUACAGCUUCCUCAUUAAUUUCUGCCUGGUUCAACUUUGUCCUCUCACAGUUAUUGGAGAGGCUCGAGCAAAGAGCCCUUGGAUUGGAGAAUUGUCCCCUUCCCUCUCACUGAAAACCACUGCGUGGUUCUCACAGCAAACCUUAUUAAUAGUACAUCUGCUGUAAUCUGUUCCUUACCCUCUGAGAAUUCACUGCUUAAGCAUCUCAACCCCUGUGAAGUCCACUUCCUGUAGCAUCCUCUGUGAUUGCUGCAGUUUAUUUAAUAGCACAUCAGCUUUCUGUUCUGAUUGGAGGAACUUCAAGAUGUCGUCCCUCUUCAUCCUUGUCUUGAAGCCUGAAGGCCAACCCUUCCCCACCCAGUCACUCGUGAAGCAAGUUCCCCCGCCCCUUGCCCCCCUCCCUUGUCGUUCUUGAUCCCCAGCGGUGAACCCCACCUCGGGUAAUCUUGUUUCUAGUCAAAUAUUUACUUGUGCAGUGGCUCUCACUUGGCCUCCUGCCGCCCUUCUCAGCAGCCACCCGUACUUCACCCAGAAGUACAGAGUGGAUGAUCCAUCACAGCUUCCUCUUCAGGUCCCCUCCAUCACAGAACUGGUCUUUAGCCAAAUCAAUUCAUUCCAUGCAAUGUCAAGAAAUUACCGUAAGUACAACAACAAAGGCCUCAGGGCCCCCUGCUAACAGCCAGUUGUAGGACUAAAGACCUGAAUUCCAGAAGCCGUUGAGCUCCCAGCCAAGCUGUUACAAUACGGUUGCAACACAGUGUCUCCCCAGCAAAGUGGAACAAGUCCUGUUUGCAUAAUGCAGCACAAAUCCAAAUUAGCUAAAUACCCCUGAAUGAGUCCACUUUGGAGCCUGGAUGUGUACAGCUCACACAACUCUUGAAAACCUCAUCAUUAGCCAGGACCAAUGAGCCGACUGAUUGGUACCUCAUCCACUACCCUAAACAUUCACUCUCUCCAUCUCUGAAGCAUAGUGAUGCGCCAUCAACAACAUUUGCUGCAGUUACCAGUCAAGUCUGCUCCGACAGCACCUCCCAAACCCACAGCCUGCACUGUUUGAUAGACCAAUGUCAGCAGGUGCAAGGGAACACCGCCACCUGCAGGUUCCACUUUGACUCACACAUCAUCUUGACUUGGAACUAUGUUGCCACUCCUUCAUCGUCACUGGGGACACAUUCUGGAGGUCACUCGCUGUGGGAUUAUUCGAACCAGAAAGGCAGCAGCAGUUCAAGGUGGUGGCUCACACCCACCUUCUCAAGGGUGAUUGUAGAUGGGAAAUAAAGGCUGGCUACUAGCUUUGCCCAGACCAGCAAAAUUAAUAAAUGAAAAUGUAUCAUCUGACUAUCCUUCACCCCCCCUCCCCCCACCGCUCCCUCACCUGCCCACUCCUUUAUGAGUCUGCUGCCCCGUUUCCUCCACCCUGCUGCCCAAUUAUUACACAGUAGUCAACACCAGGCCUUGAUAUCCUGACCAUACCAUCAGGUCCACCCCUACAACCGUGACUGGGACUCAGACCCAAGACUGGGGCUCUCUACUUGGGUCUGUAACUGCACGGUUUCUGUGGGCCUGGGGCAUGAGCAGUCCUGCAGGAGGAUCUGUGAGGCUCUGUUACAAAUCCGUGUAGGAAGGAACUGCAGACGCAAAAUGCUGGAGUAACUCAGCGGGUGAGGCAGCAUCUCUAGAGAGAAGGAAUGGGUGACGUUUCAGGUUGAGACCCUUCUUUAGACUGAAGAAGGGUCUCGACCUGAAAUGUCCCCCGUUACUUCUCUCCAGAGAUGCUGCCUGUCUCGCUGAGUUACUCCAGCAUUUUGUUAGUCUCUCCUGUACAAACCCUAUUGGCAUACAGGCACUGCCGCAGUCAGCAGCCGCCAUUCCCAGGUAACGCUCUCUCCUCUGUGGCUAUGACGAGAAUUAGCAGGAAGACGCUGACCUGAGUAGGUGACUCCUUCUGUUGAUCAGUUCAUGUAAGGAUCCUGAACACUGGACUUUCAUUACCAACUCUUACGAUUCACAAACAGAACCUGGAUUCAGCUUACAUUUUCAAUGACAAUCAGAAUGUAAAGAAAGGCGUACGUUUAUGAUAAUCCUUUUAUAAUUUCAGGAUGUACCAAAGGACUCCACAGCAAGUUCAGUGGUGUGGUCCACAUUCAUGUAGGAGUUAUGGCAGCUGAUUUGUGAGGUACCUCAAACAGCCAUGCUUUAAUAGAGUCACAUGGCACUAUAACAAGCUCUUUGGCCCAUUAAGUCCUGCCAACCACCAACCACCGAUGUACACUAAUCCCAUUGUAUUCUCUUCACAUUCCAAUCAACUCCUGUCAGAUUCUCCCUCUCACCCAUACACGAGGUUCAAUUAAAUCACCAUCCUCUGUGUCUUUGGGAUGUGGGGGGAAACUGGAGAGAACCUACAUGCUCACAGGGAGAACAUGCAAACUCUACAGAGCAACACCUAUGGUCAGGAUUGAACCCUGGGUCUCUGGAGUUGUGAGGCAGUAACUCCAUCAUCUGCACCACCCUGCCACAUAGAGUAUUCAUUUACUGAUUUGAUUAAGGAAGGGACAUUGACAACCCAUGGCCCUUCCUCAAUAUGCUGGUGAUGGAAUGUUACUCAUCUGACAGGCACUCAUCCACCAGAGUGUUGGCCUGAUUUUGUAUCCACUCUGCUGCCUUGACUCGUGAAGCUGGGACCCCUCACUCAUGGGAUACCAAUGAGCCCCAGCAGAUGUAUUCCAGAUUGGGUCGUAAUCGGCCACCUCCAUAAAAGGUAAUCCUGAACUUCAGAUGCACCUCCACCUGAAUGUGACACAUGGAACCAUAGGUUAAAACAGGAUAUAUGGUUAUAAGGGACUGUUCCAUCCCCCAAUGUGCACACUCUACCAUAUCCAUUCUGUUGUAUCAAAACCUCCAGGAGCAAUGCUCCUCAUGAGGCAUGUUGGAUUCAAAUGAAUGUUGCCAGUGAGAUGGAACCAGCUUUACUUGGUGGAAGAUUCCCCUUUCCAAGGUCCUGGACUUCAAUGUAAAUUAAUGCAAAAUCAAAGAGCAAUUGGAAGAUUUGUCCCAAUGUCAGAGUGAAGCAAUUCAGCAAGGCAGCCCAUGAAUUGCCUGUGUUAACUGAAUUUUCCAUGGGCCCUGGAAAUAUUGUCUACCCUGGGGGUACUGAUGGAUAUUUUUGGUUCAGAGGUACUUUUGCUUACUUGCUAGCAUUGUUUGUUCCUGUCUAAAAAUAAAAGCCCAAUGGACUAGGA
Messenger RNA from Leucoraja erinaceus (little skate), 7587 nucleotides. RefSeq names its product exocyst complex component 3-like 1 (gene exoc3l1). Gene Ontology annotation, cellular component: exocyst. The record is from RefSeq and is a predicted model, not a curated record. The transcript has 13 exons. Gene Ontology annotation, molecular function: SNARE binding. Gene Ontology annotation, biological process: exocytosis; exocyst localization. Lineage: Eukaryota; Metazoa; Chordata; Chondrichthyes; Rajiformes; Rajidae. Bases 316 to 2601 code for a protein of 761 amino acids.